Pocillopora meandrina is the source of this 2043-nucleotide messenger RNA. Lineage: Eukaryota; Metazoa; Cnidaria; Anthozoa; Scleractinia; Pocilloporidae. The record is from the annotation of a GenBank genome assembly.
GUGGAAUACUGCUAAUACUAAAAUGUUUAGCGAGGUGUUUCACCAGUUUAUUUUUCUAUAAGUUAUAGCUUCAGUUCCUAUGAAGUGAUUUCAGAUCAUCAGCGAACUGUAGCUCCAGACUGACACUGAAGGGAGUAGAUACAGGACCUUCACUUCAGUAACAUAUCAACAAAGACUUGGUAAGCCAACUCAUGUUAAGUUUUGAUGCAUGAUGCUUAGAAUCCUAACUGAAAUGAAAAAUUUUGGUAAAUACCUGAAAGCAACUCAUCACGUCUAUUUUCAAACGUCGUUUCUAAGAUGAGUAAUGAACCGAAUCAUAAUUACAAAUCGAGUGACACUGUCUUGCUCUUUAAGGCUAAGGUCUUCCCGGAUGUCCCUCGCAAAAAAUUUUGUGGUAGCCUAACAAAAUUUAGGAGUGAAUAAAGGGGUAGGUUUCUAGAGAAACUGUGGUGCUGCGUCGGUGGGAGAGUAUAGCAGGUAAUCUAGUGUUAAUAACUGGGUUGAAAACGUAAAUUAGCCACCGUAAAGGGUAAAAAAGCUGACGUUUCGAGCGUUAGCCCUUCGUCAGAGCGAAACGUCAGCUUUUUUACCCUUUACGGUGGCUAAUUUACGUUUUCAACCCAGUUGUUAACACUAAAUUACCUGUUAAAAUUUAGGAGUGCCUCAUUAUUCCAGAUUUCAUGACAAAAUUCUUUUGAUUACAUAUUGAUAACUGGUAUUCACGAGAAAACUAUGAUAUGUUCUUUUUUCAAAUUAAUAACAGGAAUCGCAUGUAGAAUAAUUUAUUCAAAUCCUGCAUGUAAGCGCUAAACAAUUUGUCAAAUUUUUAGCACUUUUAAUAAUAACCUCUCUUAAGUACUGAAGUACCUCCUCUCUGCGUUGUUACCUGAAAACUUUAUUUUUCUUUGCUUAUCAGAAGGAGGAAAAUUUUUCAUGGAUAUAUUUUGUCAACUAAAUUUCACUUGAUCUAAAAGGCGAUUUGAUUACUCUGUACCAUGGUAUGCCAGCAGCAGUAAUUUCCAGUUGUCAUUUAAUAACGGUAAUCUACAGUUAGUAAUUUAAGAUAUAUUUUGUGAGUAAGUAAUGAGAGUAAUUCGUUUUUUUAAUUUUUAUUUUAGUAACUUCCUGUUGAACAUUAAAUGUUCUUGUGAUGUCGGGACAAUUAAAGGUAGGAUAUCAAACAACUGCUGCUGCAGCCAAGUUGUUUCGUUCACUCUGGUGUAAUUUCAUUUAUAGAAACUUCACUUUUAUUAGUGCAUCCCUGCCAACUCUCUCACUUCAGGAACAAAUUGCAUUCUUGCAGAUAUGAAACUUAUGAUUGUAUAGCAGUAUUACUGGUAUUUAGCGAGCAGGAGAUCAAUGUGGAAAAAAAUCACAGGAGAGUAAAAUAAGUUCACAUCAGUUUAAGAUUAAAAGUCCGUAAAGACGAUUAUAGCAAGUUUUUCUUCUUGGAUGAUCAAAGCUGAGAAAAAAUAUGUUCUAGGUCUCAUGUUUCGCAUUUUUUUAGGUAAUAAAUGAUCAUAUACAUGUAAGUUGGUUAGAGUUGGAUUAUUUAAAGUUUGCCUUGUCAUGCAAAACCAAAGUCUGAAUAUCUGAAGAGGAAAAACUUGUGUAUAACAUUUUUUGUGUGAUAUAAAAAAGUUACAGAUGCAGGUCACUCCUUAAAGUAUGAGAUUACACAGUUGUAUCACACUAACUCUGAUAUCCACAACAAUUGUUCUUUACUGUCUCAUGGAAAUUUUGUGCAACUUUUGUUUAUAAGUUUAUUGAGUUUGUGAAGUUACUAAAUGAAUUGAAAAUUAAGAAUUAAGUGCCUUUCAAAAAAAAACAUUCAUAAGUGAGUUUUAUUAUUUCUAUAACUCUAAUUGAAUUUCCUAAAUCACAAGAAUCUUGUGUUUACAGGAUGACACUGGGGAAAGAAAACUGAGAGUAACCCUUUUGAGUACUGAAUGGAAAGCUUCAAGCAAUGGAGACUUGACAACCAUCAACAGAGAGCUAGCAAUACAGAUGGCUAAACAUCCCAAUGUGGAAGUCAGUGUCUUC